GCCAAGCCUUAGCCAAAGGACCCCUUCCAAGUGGCCGCCUCGCAAUGGCCAGCAGCCCUUCUUCAGGAUGAUGUGGCUCCCAAUUGCAGUUCCCCAGUGAGGGCGGAGCUCCUUUGGCAUACGUUGAUCGCCACGUCCCUUCAUGAGCUGUCUUCUCUGCAGUGGAACUGUGGAAGGAAGCUCAAAAGCACUGCACCAAAAGCUCUUGUAAUCCUUGCCGAUUCCUCAUUCACAGACACCAAGUUGCUUACACACCUCUCACCGGCAACAAUCUUCGAAAAAGCUAGCUUGAUCACCUUCCUUCACCGUUAGAAACCGCCCGUAGAAAGCUAAGAUCAGCGAAAAUGGCUUCCAGCAUGAUGACCAGGGCCGUCUCCAGCGGCGCGGCGUUCGCCGCCGCGCCCAUGGAUCGCAUGACGAGGCAAAGCAUGACCGCACGGCCGGCAUUCAUGGGGUCUGCCAUCAGGGCUGUUAGGCCGGCAGUUAUGUCCCGGUCAAGCCGCGGCCUGUCUGUGCGCGCGGACGCCAAGGUGCAGCCCACAGAGAGGACUGGCGAGGCGGACCAGGGCAGCGUGCGGAGCGGUGUGAGUGGCAAUGAGGCGCCCAGGGGACACAUGACCACAAACGCCCCUCUUGGCCAGGGCAAGGGCCCUGUGGGUGAGAGGAUCGCUUACCUGUGCAACUCCUGCGGAUAUGUGUAUGACCAGGAGACGCCCUGGGAGGAUGUUGCUGACGACUAUCAGUGCCCAGUUUGCUCAGCGCCCAAGGAGUCCUUCACCGUCCAAAACGCAACAGUCGGAGAGAUGGAGCAGCUCGACGAUGAGAAAGCGUAGGUCUAAUGAAGGACUGAUAGCGUAAUUGAUUUUGUGUCGUGUUGAGGAAAUUGUUAGCGUUGCCAAAUAUUGAUUGUGACCUCGAUCAGGAACAUUUUGUUGUGGAAGCUGACGGUGUGACGGUUGUGCCGAAAGGCGGAAAACAUUGUACAGCGUUGUAAUCUAUAGACCUAGUGUGUGCUCUUUUGAAAGGGAUAGCUAGGUUUAGUAAGCCUCGUGCACAGUGACGAGUUUGUCAAACAAGCAAACUGGACGCAACGAAGGAUGGGAACUAAGCAACAUCCAAACUGAAGAGAAGGUUUUUAACGGAAAAUUGUGACUCGCGAAUCUGCAACUUACACACGUAACGCUGCCAGAAGGAUCAAUUGGUGUGUGCACACUGUGCGAGAAGGAAACAGUUCUGUCAACUCGUGUUGCAAGAUAUGUUUGUGUGUGGAAUGACAAGUACAAACCAUCGAAAAUGGGAAAAACAAA
Messenger RNA from Klebsormidium nitens, 1307 nucleotides. The record is from the annotation of a GenBank genome assembly. NCBI's taxonomy places the organism in Eukaryota, Viridiplantae, Streptophyta, Klebsormidiophyceae, Klebsormidiales, Klebsormidiaceae.